This is a messenger RNA of Zea mays, 3034 nucleotides long. Its product is annotated as acetyl-coenzyme A synthetase, chloroplastic/glyoxysomal. Lineage: Eukaryota; Viridiplantae; Streptophyta; Magnoliopsida; Poales; Poaceae. Bases 475 to 2685 code for a protein of 736 amino acids. The record is from RefSeq and is a predicted model, not a curated record. Gene Ontology annotation, molecular function: AMP binding; acetyl-CoA synthetase activity. The transcript has 18 exons.
AGCACAACCCCCGUCCGCCGAUCGAGUCCUCGAACCCUCAUCGCGCACGUAUAAACCGGGGCAACCGGCCAGCCACAGACACAGCACAACCCCCGUCCGCCGAUCGAGUCCUCGAACCCUCGUCGCGCACGUAUAAACCGGGGCAACCGGGGACGCGGACCUCUUCAUCUCCGUUCCCGUCGCCGGCGACGCUGGUCUCUAGGUGUCAGGCCGCGCGAGCCCUAGCAUAGCAGCUGUAGUAGUGCUAGACUGCUAGUAGUUUAGCAGGGCGCUCCGCGCGUCAGUUCCACCAGAAACAGAAAGGCAAAUUCGGCUUCGCUUUUACGCCCGCUUGAUUUGCCUCUUCCACCCUCUUCCACCAGAAGGCGGGCGGCCGAGCGACCAAAAGUCAAAAGGAGGAUUGGCCCACGGCCACGGCCGAGAGCGGCAGGCGGGCAGGGUGAGGUGAGGAGAGGCCAUCAGGGCCGAGAGACCAUGGCACAGCAUAUAUACGCCACCGGCUGCGGCCGCUGCGGGUGCGCCCGCCCCAUCAUCCGGACACUACUGCCCGCGCUGACCCACCAUCUCGCCUCCUCGUCUCUGUUGCGGCGCCGGAAGGCUCCCAUGGGCGCCAGCGAUCACCUGGGCCUGGCGGCGGUGGCCGCCGCCAAGCCGCGGAAUGGCAGGACGUGCAUGGCCGUGCUGGGCGAGCCACUGCCGGCUCUUGACGACCCCGGCAUCCUCGUCCACCCCAGCGCCGACUUCGCCGCCCAGGCGCUCGUCUCGUCCACGAAACAGUACCGAGAUAUGUACCAAAAGUCGAUCGACGACCCAGCUGGUUUCUGGUCAGAAAUCGCAGAUGAGUUCUACUGGAAGCAGAAGUGGAGCCCUGAUAAUGUUUGCGCUGAGAACCUUGACGUGACCAAGGGGCCGAUCAUGAUUGAAUGGUUUAAGGGGGGAAAGACCAACAUAUGCUACAAUGCAGUGGACCGCAAUGUGGAGGCAGGGAAUGGGGACAAGAUCGCCAUGUACUGGGAGGGGAAUGAGCCCAGUCAGGAUGGGAAGCUCACCUACUCUGAACUGCUGGAAAAGGUUUGCCAGCUGUCAAAUUACUUGAAAAGCGUCGGCGUACGAAAAGGUGAUGCCGUGGUGAUCUACCUACCAAUGUUGAUGGAGCUGCCGAUUGCAAUGCUUGCUUGUGCCCGCAUUGGUGCUGUUCACUCGGUUGUGUUUGCUGGCUUCUCAGCAGAUGCACUGGCCCAACGAGUCAUUGAUUGCAAGCCUAAGGUUGUUAUUACCUGCAAUGCUGUGAAAAGGGGGAUGAAAAUCAUCCAUCUCAAAGAUAUAGUAGAUGCAUCUCUGGAUCAAAGUGCAAAGAAUGGAGUUGAUGUAGGCAUUUGCUUGACAUAUGAAAAUCAGUCCGCUCUGAAUAAAGUAGACACUCGAUGGAAAACAGGAAGAGAUGUCUGGUGGCAGGAUGUUGUGCCUGAUUUCCCAACUAAAUGCGAUGUGGAAUGGGUUGAUGCAGAGGAUCCACUGUUUCUUUUGUACACAAGUGGCAGCACAGGAAAGCCAAAGGGUGUGUUGCAUACAACUGGGGGAUAUAUGGUCUACUCUGCUACAACAUUUAAGCAUGCAUUUGACUACAAACCAACAGACAUAUACUGGUGCACUGCAGAUUGUGGCUGGAUUACUGGACAUAGUUAUGUGACAUAUGGUCCACUAUUGAAUGGAGCCACAGUUCUUGUUUUCGAAGGGGCCCCAAAUUACCCUGAUCCUGGCCGCUGUUGGGACAUUGUUGAUAAAUAUGGAGUGACAAUAUUUUAUACAGCACCAACACUUAUACGCUCACUUAUGCGUGAUGGUACUGAGUAUGUUGCUCGGUACUCUCGCAAGUCUCUCCGAGUACUUGGAAGUGUGGGUGAGCCAAUCAACCCCACCGCAUGGAGGUGGUUGUAUGAUGUUAUUGGUGACUCACGAUGCCCCAUAUCAGAUACUUGGUGGCAGACUGAAACCGGGGGAUUCAUGAUCACUCCUUUACCUGGUGCUUGGCCUCAAAAGCCAGGAUCAGCAACGUUUCCUUUCUUCGGUGUGCAGCCAGUCAUUGUUGACGAGAAAGGUCGGGAAAUGGAAGGAGAAUGCAGUGGAUAUCUUUGCAUAAAGAAAUCAUGGCCUGGGGCUUUCCGGACUCUGUAUGGAGAUAAAGAGAGAUAUGAGACGACAUACUUCAAACCAUUUGCUGGAUAUUAUUUCUCGGGCGAUGGCUGCAGCAGGGAUAAAGAUGGCUACCACUGGCUGACUGGAAGAGUUGAUGAUGUUAUCAAUGUUAGUGGACACCGGAUUGGGACAGCGGAAGUUGAGUCUGCUCUGGUUUCACAUCCAAAAUGUGCUGAGGCUGCUGUUGUUGGUAUUGAUCAUGAGGUUAAAGGCCAGGGAAUAUAUGCUUUUGUGACUUUGGUGGAUGGUGUUCCCUACAGCGAUGAUCUACGGAAAAGCCUCGUUACGACGGUCCGCAGUCAGAUUGGUGCGUUUGCUGCUCCUGACAAGAUCCAUUGGGCACCUGGGCUCCCUAAGACACGAAGUGGGAAGAUCAUGCGAAGAAUCUUAAGAAAAAUCGCAUCCAGGCAACUAGAUGAGCUCGGCGACACGAGCACGCUUGCUGACCCUGGUGUUGUGGACCAGCUGAUUGCACUCAGUGACAGCUAAUCUAUCGGCUAUGUGGGAGGGGGUGAGACAUGAUCACUGCCUGCACUAUACUUAUGCAAAAUUCAGCUUUAUGAUGCGAGGUCUGUUGGGCCCAGCGUUCUCUUAAUUGCUUCGGUGUCAUGGGGAUGCCAACAAAAGAGAGAUGCUGCGAACUUGGGGAGAUGCGGACAUAUGCGGGGUGCGUCUGUAAAUUGUUGGAUCGCAGUCACUGAUAGUUAUUGUACAUUGGUAAAUAAGGAGAUGAAGUGUAUAUGCGAGUUUUGGCUAAAAUGUUUAAUGAUAGAUCUCGCAUUUUAUGGUUACGUACAGGAUUCAGCCAUGGACAUUGAAGGACAACGUGUUUACUACA